Calliphora vicina (urban bluebottle blowfly) is the source of this 2073-nucleotide messenger RNA. RefSeq lists its product as uncharacterized. The record is from RefSeq and is a predicted model, not a curated record. The coding region runs from base 735 to 2015 and encodes 426 amino acids. The transcript is spliced from 2 exons. NCBI's taxonomy places the organism in Eukaryota, Metazoa, Arthropoda, Insecta, Diptera, Calliphoridae.
GUUAAAGCAAACAUAACAAUCUCCAAAUUUCUUAUCGUAUUUGUUUGAAAACCCCUAUGUGUAUUUGGUUAAAACUUGUUUCUUAUCUUCAACUAAUUCCAUUAUACUGAGUAACAAAACAUAAAUAGGUACAUAUAUAGAUAUAGAUACAGAUACAGGUUUUUGUUAUUUUUUACAGAAACUAAACAAGUGGAGAUUGCUGCAUUUGCUUUUAUACCUCUCAACUGUUCGCUUGGAGUUCAUACGUUUUUUUAUAUUAUUAAAAUGGAGCUGUGUGCUAGCGCUAGGGCAAAAAACCCCAAUAAAUGGAAAAGAAAUUUAGAAAAAAUAAAAAGAUACUCAUCAAAACAAUCGCCCAAGAUAGUUUGUGACCACAAUAGCAAGGCUUACGAUUGCAAAUCAUUAAAUCAAGAGGACAUUCAGUACUUUCACAAUAUAUUUUAUGCGAAAAAAUCUAAGGCUUACCAAGAUGACUUUAUUCUAAAAUACUGUUCUACAUCGUCAAUACAGCGAAGAAGGCCCACAAAAUGUGAAAGGACUUCAAAAAUCUUUCAAACGAAAUGCUUUGUUCCCAAAAUUGAUAAUACACGUUUGGUGCCUGUUUGCCAAAAAAGUUUCCUUGCUGUACUCAGCAUUACAAGAUCUAGAUUAAACUAUGUUAUGAAAGAUUUCAUGAACAAGGAACGACACCGGUUGAAAAACGUGGUGGAGAUCAUUGCAGCCACAAAUAUGAGAUGAAAAAAUCAGCUGUAUCAAGCUUUUUGAGUUCUUUAAAAUGUGUUGAGUCAAAUGAAUUGAAUAAAAAUAAACUUUUUAAAAUAUAUAAUGAAAAUAGCCCGGAUGAAUUAAAAGUAAAGAAAACCUAUUUCCGUUCAAUAUUUAAUUCAAAAUUCAAUCUGGAAGUAAAACUUCCAAGAAAAAUUGUCUGCUCAACUUGCAGCGAUUUGUCAGACAAAAUUACAACAUGUAUGGACAAACAUUUAAAACCAACUUUCAUGGCACAAAAGCGGAUACACUCAUUGAAAUAUAAAGAAUUUUACAAAUUAUUAAAAGAUGAAAAUCCUGAAAUUUUGAUUCUCAGUUUUGACUGCCAGAAAAAACAAGUUCUACCAAAAGUUUAUGGCCAAGCUGAGUCUAACAGUACCCAGCUUUACUUUCAAAAUUUUACUAUUGUCCAAGGACCAUCUACAACAAAACUCAAACGCGAGACUGUCUUCAUUUAUGCCUGGACUGAAAAUCAGUUUUCUAAAAAUGCAAACCUAAUUGCAUCCGCUCUCCAUCAUCGUUUACAAAAUACCCGAUUUAAUGAUAACAUCAUCACAUUACGCCUAAUAGCAGACGACUCUGCAGGUCAAAAUAAAAAUGCCAUUAUAAUUGCAAUGUUAUUAAAGUGGUUUUCUCAAGCCCCUUCAUCACUGAAACAAAUUGAACUUAUAUUUCCCAUUGUCGGUCACUCUUUUUUACCAGCUCACCGAGUUUUUGCCAAUGCUGAGAAACGUAUAAAGAAAAUCGAAAACAUUUUAUUUCCCGAGGAAUAUGAAAAAGUUCUAACAGAAUUUGGUAGCGUUCUAAAAAUUAUAGAUGUGUGUAGUGUUGAAAAAUGGAAAGAUGUAAGCAAAGAAUUUCUACAGCCACCCAGAAGAUGGCAUUUUAAAUUCUCCACUACAAACAAAUUCUUUCUCAGAAAAACCCAUCAAGGAGAAGUUGUUAUAACAGGUGAAGAAAACUACAGAACUCAUGUUAAUCAAAACAAAUAUCGCAGUAUCUGUAAAAAAGAUUUUAAACUGGAAAAUAUACAACCAGAACUGAUCCAACCAUAUUCUGUAAAAAUUAAUUCUCUGAAAGUUAGAUACGUUAGUAAUUUGAUGGAAAAACUGUUUGGCCAGCACUGGCAGAAUUAUGAAAAUCUAAAAUUCUAUGCAGAUUUUGUUAAUAAUUAUCAACAACAGAUCGUUGUGGCAGAUGAUACUCACGAAGAAUACUGUUCUGAGCUAAGUGAAGAAGCUCCAUUAUAGAAAAUUGAAUUUUAAAAUUUAAACAAAAUUAUAUUGUUUACAAUUCCAAAUAAAUUUA